GAAAUAGUGAUUAAACAAUACUUGCGUUCAAUCCUGGACAUAAGUGCGACUCGCGAGAUCUCCACGAGAACGUUCAAGGUUCUCACGUGGCCGGCCCAUGGCUCCACACAGGAGAGUCGCAUCGUUUGAAAGAAAACGUUCAGAUUCAUCACAAAAGCGCUCGGCAUCACCACACAAACGUUCAAGGUCUUCAAGAGAACGGUUGCAGUCUCCACGAAGGAGAUCGAUAUCUCCGCGGAGAACCUCGAAGUCUCCACGAAGGAGAUUAAAGUCCUCAAGAACAAGCUCGAAGUCCCCACGAAGAAGCUCGAGGAGAUCGCAGUCUCCUCGAAGAAGCUCGAAGUCCCCACGAAAAAGCCCGAAGUCUCCACGGAGAAGAUCGAAGUCUCCUCGAAGGCGAUCGAGGUCUCCUCGAAGACGAGUACGCUCCAUGUCUCCUGAAACAAGCAUUGACGUACAGGCCCAGGUGGACCAAGAAUUGUUACAGAGAACAUUUCGUGAUGGUGAAAGACGCGAGAGUUUAACGACAAGCAAAACUCUGUGGGAACGAAACAGAGGCGAAAGUAGUGACAAAGACAUUGAGCCGACACCCAGAACAAUACGAGCCUUUGAAGAAAAACCAAGUAAAGACGAUAAAAUGACUUCCUCUGUUGAUUAUCGACUACGAGCUAGAACACCGAGUGAUCCAAAGCCAUCUAACAAUAACAUUGACAGAAACACGACCAACCAGAAGCGAGUUAAAUAUCAGUCGACUGGUAGCAGUGAUAGCGAAGGACAGGAAGAAAAUGAAAAGAUUAUUCGCUUUGAGAGAAAAAGAAGCAACUUUGAAGAAGAAGAGAGCACAAUGACGAGAUUGCAGUCGAACGGCGCUGAUCGGAAUUCACGAAGUAUAACUCGUGAGUACGAAGAAGAUAAUAACACAUGCAGGUCUUUAACUGAAGAGGACAAAAUAAGUCAUGCAGGCAGAUCAAACGACUUGAAUAAACUUGCUGAAAAACACAGAGAAUAUGCUGAGAGUGACAAAGAUUUCAUUCCACGCAACAGGCAUUGCCUUAAAGAAGAUAAAUCACAUACAAACAGUGAUAGCUCCGACAGCGAUGGUGAGCAAGAGGUGAAGCGUAGUGCCCAUGAGGGGCAGGGUGGGGUUAAACGUCAGGGUACCCAUGUUAGUAAUACUGACCAUCCUCAGCGCAGCCGCAGUAGGAGUGCUGAGAGUGGCAGGAACCCUUCUAAUGAGAAGAACCGGAAGUCGCGUCAUUAUCAUCAUCACCAUCGUCAUCGUCGGCAUCAUCAUCGUCAUCAUCGCAACAGAAGCUCCACUCCGUCAGAAAACAGGGCUGAGAAACAGAGAAACCGCGAUAGCACGAGCUGAAGGAGCGGACUGUUAAUAUUUGUAAUAACACCCUAAGUAAAUAUAUUAAUGUCAAACAUUCACUGAAAUGCAAAGCAGACUUAUUUUAGGACAUGAUACUGAAGUGUGCUCGAACAAUAGGCUAAAAUAAUUACUUCAUUUGAUAAUAUGUAGCUUCGCUUUCUCAAGGAACACAAGAAAGCAAACACAUAACUAGUUUUGCUACUCUCGUCAUUACUGGUUGAGAGCGCAGACCACGUGAUUACCAGGACAUGUUAUGUUUUUUGAACACAGAAUACAUGAAAACCAAAAAUUCAAUGAACGUUUGGCGUCACGAGACGAUAGUAGAACUAUCCACUGUGUGACUUUUUGCUAAGCGACAGUGAUUUUGCUUGAUACCGUUUUACGUUUUUGAGUUUAAACUGGUAGAUCUUUGACAAUUGGUGUGACACGAGCCAAGAAACGGAAAAGAUAAUCACCAAAAGUUGUAAGGAAAAAUGACAAUAAAGCCUAAAUUAGAGUCAAUUUCUGAAGUAACGUGCGCUGUGGCAUCGAGGAUGUUGUUGAUAUUGAUGUUGUGGUUGAUUAAAAUGUCUUCAAAGUUUUGAAGUUUUUUCAAGCAGUCCGGGCCGCGUUUCAUCACUUGACAAUCAAACAGAGGAGGUUGCGUUUUUCGGUCUUGUUCAGUUACCUUGGAAACUGACCGAUCAGAGCGAUAUCCUGAAGACAUGACUUGUUUGAGUUUAAACAUGUAAAUUGAAAGCAUUUUUGCGACAAUUCGGCUGGCUCCAUAAAACUCCAAUUAUAAGCCUUCACCACCCGCCUCGUUAAUAAUUGCCCCCGCUUAUAGGCUAAUCUACAUGACAACCAAAACAACUAUUUCCUGUAUAACCCCUUCGUUUUUAAGCGACUCCUUGUUGUUUCUUCAAUGUUAUUCCUAACAACUCCCAGAAAAAGUAGGGUG
This is a messenger RNA of Orbicella faveolata, 2315 nucleotides long. Its product is annotated as splicing regulatory glutamine/lysine-rich protein 1-like. The record is from RefSeq and is a predicted model, not a curated record. NCBI's taxonomy places the organism in Eukaryota, Metazoa, Cnidaria, Anthozoa, Scleractinia, Merulinidae.